UGUAUUUUAUUUCCAGCAGAUGGACACACAAGCAGGAAUAUCUCAGAAGGACAUCUAAUGUUAUCCCCGGAUUGUGACAUAAAAGAUAAUGACAGUAGACAGGAUUCUCCAGGAGAUAACCCCAUUACCCCAAUUAUACAUCCAGCUCUAUCAGCUGAUCCCUCUGAUCCUGGGAAAUGUUCUCCUGAUCACUCUGAUAUUGGUGCAUCUGUUACAGCUCUGACAGUAGAUACAGUGUUUCCGUGUUCUAUAGAUGCCAAAUGUUUUACACAGAACACAAAGCCUGUUAACCCACAGACAGGUAAGGUAGGUGAAAGGCCACUGAUAUGUUCUGAGUGUGGGAAAUGUUUUACGCACAAAUCACAUUUUGUUAUACAUCAGAGAAAUCACACAGGUGAGAAGCCAUUUUCUUGCUCUGAGUGUGGGAAAUGUUUUGCACGGAAAUCAGAUCUUGUUACACAUCAGAGAAGUCACACAGGUGAGAAGCCAUUUUCUUGCUCUGAGUGUGGGAUAUGUUUUGCACGACAAUCACUUCUUGUUAUACAUCACAUAAGUCACACAGGUGAGAAGCCAUUUUCUUGCUCUGAGUGUGGGAUAUGUUUUACCCGGAAAUCCCAACUUGUUACACAUCAGCGAAGUCACACAGGUGAGAAGACAUUUCCAUGUUCUGAGUGUGGGAAAUGUUUUGCACAGAAAUCAGAUCUUCUUAGACAUCAGAGAAGUCACACAGGUGAGAAGCCAUUUCCAUGUUCUAAGUGUGGGAAAUGUUUUGCACGGCAAUCAAUUCUUGUUAUACAUCACAGAAGUCACACAGGUGAGAAGCCAUUUUCUUGCUCUGAGUGUGGGAAAUGUUUUGCACACAAAUCGUAUCUUGUUAUACAUCAGAGAAGUCACACAGGUGAGAAGCCAUUUUCUUGCUCUGAGUGUGGGAAAUGUUUUGCACGGAAAUCACAUCUUGUUAUACAUCAGAGAAGUCACACAGGUGAGAAGCCAUUUCCAUGUUCUGAGUGUGGGAAAUGUUUUGCACACAAAUCAGAUCUUCUUAGACAUCAGAGAAAUCACACAGGUGUGAAUCCAUUUUCAUGUUCUAAGUGUGGGAAAUGUUUUGCCCGGAAAUCACAACUUGUUACACAUCAGCGAAGUCACACAGGUGAGAAGACAUUUUCUUGCUCUGAGUGUGGGAAAUGUUCUACGCACAAAUCACAUUUUGUUAGCAGUAGUGGGGGAGACAGGACGAUGGCAGUAGUGGGGGAGAGUCAGGCAGAAUUGCAGUAGUGGGGGGAGAGAGGGUGGUGGCAGUAGUUUAAGGAGAGUUGUGGCAGUAG
Messenger RNA from Pseudophryne corroboree (corroboree frog), 1325 nucleotides. RefSeq names its product oocyte zinc finger protein XlCOF6.1-like. Bases 58 to 1275 code for a protein of 405 amino acids. Gene Ontology annotation, biological process: regulation of gene expression. NCBI's taxonomy places the organism in Eukaryota, Metazoa, Chordata, Amphibia, Anura, Myobatrachidae. Gene Ontology annotation, cellular component: nucleus. The record is from RefSeq and is a predicted model, not a curated record. The transcript has a single exon.